AUGGUUUGCACAGAUUUCGCGUCGUGUAACAGGUAUUCAUCAUUUAUUGUGUCUAGUCGUACUUUGAAGAAGUUCUGUUCGUCCAACUCCAUUAUAUCCACGUCUAACUGUCUUGUAAUCACCCGACAUUUUCACUCGAGUGUUGGUCGACGAACUGCAGCAAAAAGUCCUGUACACUUAAUAGAGGAGGAUUUUUUUGGACUAACUCAGGAGGGGACUUUUGAUAAAUUUAGUGACACUCAAGAAAUCAAAAAUCAGCAAAAAUCAACAAGGAAACCGAAAAAUCGCAAGAAAGUCCCUAGCACUACGCCACCAGAGAGCGUACGUCAUGAAAUGGAUGGAUUUCUGCCAAAUGAAAAUGACAUUGUAGUGGAAGACGAAGAACACAGGGUAAAAAGAAAUGAGACCCCAGAGUAUAAAAACGCCGCAAGAACAGUUUCCAUGAACAUUAGGAAAAAACUGUCAGCAGAAAAAUCAAACACCUAUCAAGAUAAGCAGACAACUGAGCAUGCAGUGCCACAGUCAUCACCGAAACAAACAGACUCCAUGGGAUUUAGAGUUUGCAGUCAUGAAACACAAGAUCUAAGUAGAUUGUCUCCAUUUGUUGUUGCUAAGAUUCUACAUGAACGCAUCAUCUAUGAUCAUGAUGAUGUAAUUGCUAUUGACAAACCAUACGGUCUUCCUUCGCAUGGUGGGCCUACCAUAACUAAUAAUGUAAACGAUACUCUAACAAUAUUAGCAAAGUUAAUAGAUAAAUCGUUACCAAAGUUAUACCUCGUACACAGGCUAGAUAAAGAAACAACUGGUGUCAUGUUGUUAGCUAAAUCAGAGAUUAUAGCCAAACAACUGAAUGCUUUAUUUAGAAAGAAAAUGGUUAUAAAAAGAUAUUGGGUGUUAACAGUAGGUGUUCCUGAACCAAGUGAAGGUGUUGUUGAUAUUCCCAUGGAAGAGGGUGAAGUGGCUGGCAAAAACAGGAUGUUAUUACGACCUGACUAUGGAUUGGUAUACAAAAAUCUGAUAAAAUCCAGUUCUGGUAAAGGAGCUACAGCUCUUACAAAUUUUAAAGUACUCGCAAGUGAAGGAAAUUGUGCAUUAGUAGAACUGCAGCCUGAAACAGGUAUAAAACACCAAAUAAGAUGUCACUUAGCGUCUGGUUUAGGAUGUCCAAUUUUAGGAGAUCAUAAAUAUUCCCAUCAUGAUAAACUAGCACCACAGAAAUUGCCAGGAGACAUGUUACAACGACUCAAUAUAAGACAGGCUAAAGUGCGGACUGUACCAAUGCAUCUGCAUGCUAAACAGCUGAUCAUUCCACAGUUUAGAGAUGGAAGGAAUCUAUUUAUUUCAACCAAACUGCCAGAAUUUUUUAAAAAGAAUAUGACGAGAUUAAAAAUCCAAAUAACCUAAUAUUUUUGUUUAUCGUAAACAUAGAGUAAAUUGCAUUUCUUUUAGAGUCCGUGUAAAUUGGGAUAAAUGUUACACCCCUAUCUUUAGGUUGAGUGCCAUUGUCAACUUUUGGAACUACCGUAGCAACAACAUUUGUGUGUAGUCUGAUAAUUGACUAACUUUUUGGUCAAAAACUAAAUGCAAUAUUUGUUAUAGGCCAUGAUGAUGAAAUUUUACAAAAUUUGGGGCGGGAAAAAUACCUGGCAGUUCAAGGGUUAUGCACAUUACAACCGGUACAAGGUGUGCUUUAUUCGACUUAAAAUUAGCCAAUCCAAACCAUUGAUAAAAUACAUUUUGAUACUUUCUUCUGAAGAAAGUUACUAAUGUCCCCUUUUGAAUAAGAUAAGAUAUCUGUGUACAAGUUAAGGACAUUUGGAAUUUGUUGCUAUGGUUUCCAUAAAAUUUACAAUGUGGCUUGCAUACAUAAUGAUCAACUUAUGAAUAUUCAUGAACUAAGUUGUAUUUGCAUAUAGACACCAUG
Molecule: messenger RNA, 1924 nt
Organism: Saccoglossus kowalevskii
Lineage: Eukaryota; Metazoa; Hemichordata; Enteropneusta; Harrimaniidae
Product: pseudouridylate synthase RPUSD4, mitochondrial-like
Biological process (GO): pseudouridine synthesis
Molecular function (GO): RNA binding; pseudouridine synthase activity
Source: RefSeq, a predicted model, not a curated record